AUGCAGGGAGAUGGUUCGGAGGGGGCCGAUGAGGAUGAAUGGGGAGGCUUUGGUGAGGAUGAUGAAGAGGAACAAGAUUCCACCACAGUUGUCGCGCAGGCUGAGCAUGGAGGGUCGAAUAACAAGUCAAAGCCUCCCACUGGACAAGAACUCCGGGCCAUACAAGACGCGUCACUUUUAUACCGAUCCAACUCUUUCAAACUACAGAUUGAUGCGCUUCUCCCUAAUGUACGACCAAAAGGAUCCCAAAAAUCCCCACUUGACCAUUUCUUGAUGACGCUGCACACAUUCUUAAGGUCUCUCCCUUCAAUACCAGCUCAACAUCCUCUUCUUGCAUACAAAUCCCUUGGAAAACAAGGUGUCGCUGUACCAUAUACCUUGCCAUUCCCAACGCGGGAAACAAAAUGGAAAGUCACCUUCGAAAAGCCUACUGAUAUCACUUUAGUGGGUAGCUGGGCUAAUAAGAUCAGCGUGAAGGGAAAAGAUGACAAGCAUUUCGGAGUUGAUAUAGCUGUCGAAAUGCCCGAGAGUCUAUUCCAAGAAAAGGACUACCUGGAUGGGAGAUUUUUCUUCAAGAGGUCGUAUUAUUUGGCAACAAUUGCUGCUGCCAUUCAAGACGAAAAAAGUGCACUCAAUGUUGAGGUGUUUUACGAAGCAGCGCUUAAUGAUCCUCGAUUGACGACCAUUGUGCUUCGUCCGCAUAAAGAUGACAGCCAGAGCGAUUUCUCCAACCUACAUGCUCAAGUUCGCAUCAUUCCCGUUCUCCCAUCGCCCUCUCCAAUCCCGUUCCAUCGACUUUCUCCCUCUCAUACUAAUAUCCGAACCAGCUCAGACGACCCUGCGGAGACCCAACUCUCAACCCCCCUAUACAAUACUACACUACUCCUGUCAUCGUUACCUAAAGCGGACCUUCUUACUAAUCACAAGCUGAAGGAAAUAUCUCCCGCUUUCCAGGAUGCUGUUAUGCUUCUGAGAGUAUGGGCGAACCAGCGGGGAUAUGGAGAAGGAUCCCAGCUGUGCGUGAGGGGUUUUGAAGGCAAGGGAUUUUGGUGGGCUGCUUUACUGGGGUUGCUUAUUCUGGGCGAGGAACCAAGCAGCACAGGUAAAACGAACGUCCGUCAAAAGCCUUUGGGGCGGGGGUUGAGUUCAUAUCAACUUUUCAAAGCAGCUCUUUAUUUCCUAUCCAGACAUGAAUUCAGCAAAAGUGCUAUAUUCGUCAAGUCGAGUGAAGGUCACACUUUCCCACCAGAAGAAUACGUUCAUCACCACUCCGCCGUUUUCGUCGAUUCAUCAUCGAGGGUAAAUAUUUUGGCCAAUGUACCUCUGGGUUCUCUUGAAUUGCUCAGACAUGAUGCAAGGAAAACUCUUGAGAUCUUGGAUCAUCCAACAUCCACGUCAGAUGAUCCGUUUACGCAAGUUUUCUUGAGGGAACAACGUCAUUUGUCUACACGGUUUGAUGUCGUCCUUCGCGUCGAGCUAUCACGCGCUAAGCUUUCGUCAUCUGUCGCCAGUUCCUCCGAGUUGGACCACGGUUCAUCGGACAACGCCCUUUUGUCAUCGCUAUCAACUGUUCUGCAUCAUGGGCUUGGUAAUCGUACACAGGCCGUAGUACUUCUUCACCCGUCGUCUGAAGUCAGGCUAAUAUCUGAAGUUUACCCUUCGCGGUUAACCUCCAUCUACGUCGGCUUGAUUUACGACUCGGACCAUGCUUUCAGGCUGGUUGAUCAUGGCCCUUCCGUCGAAGACCAGGAUUCGGAAGAAGCUAAACAAUUUCGUAAUUUCUGGGGAGAGAAGGCCGAGCUUCGACGGUUCAAGGAUGGUAGGAUUACUGAAAGCGUCGUUUGGGAGGUGAAAACGUCAGAUGAACGAGCCCAUAUCCCAAGCAUGGUAGUUCGUCACUUACUGGGACGGCACUUCAGUCUCGUAAACGAGGACAUCCAAACCUGGCAGGCACAAUUCGAUUCAUCACUACACUUUCCCGAUUCAGUCUUGGAUCUCCACGAGUCGUCUCGAGGAUCGACUGGUUUCAAAGCUGCCAUAUCUGCGUUUGAUAAUAUUGUGAAAGGUCUGAAAGCCCUCGAUGACCAACUGCCUUUGGCGUUGCUCAACGUGAGCCCCGUCUCUGAAUACUUGCGAUACACUAGUACAUUCAGUCCACUUCCUAUACCUGCUUCCUCGUCAUUGGCACUUCCUGAACCGUUACGCUAUUUACCGCCAAUGGACAUCAUCCUUGAAUUUGAAAAAUCAGCCAAGUGGCCAGAUGAUUUACGGGCGAUACAAAAAAUGAAACUCGCCUUUUUUGAAAGCAUAGCAACUGUUAUCAUGAAAGCGAUGGGUGGUGUGAAGGCCACUGUGGUUGUCGGGGAGACGUCAACAAAAACGUCUGCCAUUCAAGACCAAGCUUCGCUUGAGAUCAUGACACCCCAAGGCUGGGCAUUCUCUGCACGGAUAUGGCACGAUAGGGAAGCAACGCUUCUUGACCGCAUCAUUAAUGACAAACCACGCAAUCGUAAAGUUGGCCAGAUUACCGACGUCGAGCAUAACCCAGAACUUCACGAAGCGCGACAAGCCAAAGAAUUAUACACCCGCCGUUUCAUUCAUGCUCCUCAACACCAUCGCGCCAUCAACAACCUCUGUCAUCGAUUCACUGCAUUCGCAGGAACUGUCAGACUAGUCAAACGUUGGUUGGCCUCUCACUGGCUCUUGCAGUGCCAUGUCAGCGAGGAGGCAGUAGAAAUUAUCUGUGCACACAUAUUCCUUAGUUCUGAUGGUGUGGGAACGUCCGUGACUGAUGCUAGUGCUUGCGUUCCUAGGAGUAAAGAACGUGGGUUUGCCCUGGUCGUUGAAUACUUGAAGGAAUGGGAAUGGGAGAACCCUUUGUUCGUUCCGCUGUAUUCUACGAAGGAUUCUAUUGUAUCAACGAAACCAACUGGUGCUGUCGUAUCUGCAUCCUCGCGAGGCGUGUGGUUUAUCUCUACAGAACAGGAUACGGAGGGUCGUGUUUGGACUGCUGGUGGACCAGACUUGAUAGUAGCGCGUAGAAUUCGCAGUUUGGCGGUAGCAACCUGGGAUUUUUUGUGUGGGAUUGAGAAUAGCAGUGGCUUUACCGUGAAGGACCUCUUCAUUCACCCUACUGUUCACUACGAUAUCAUCAUUGAGCUAAACUCUAGCGUUCUUCCCCGUUAUUUCCAAAACGUGGUUGCCGACCCUGGUGUCUGGUCAAGGAAAAACGUUUCUCAAGGUAGCGACAUGGGCACUGUGGUGCGCCCAGGAUUCGAUCCUGCCCGACUCUUCUUCAAUGAUCUUGCGCGCACAUAUGGGGAGACAUUGAAGUUUUUCUAUGACCCCUACGGCGGUAACCGCAUAGGAGCAGUAUGGAUACCUACCUUGAAAAAUCCCAGACUGUUUAGAGUCCUAGGAGGAUUCUCCAGUAUACCAAACAAAAAGGAGAAUGAGAAAGCUAAAGAUAAAGGACUAGUCGUUCUUAACGAACGUGCCGUACUGGACGAAAUCGAGAGGCUAGGCGCAGGUUUGAUCGAGAGGAUCGUGCUUCAGAAUUCUUGAUACAUCGUCAUGCGCAUUAGUCUCUCACCAUAUAAAAGCCAGAAAGCACGUCCCGUGCUGAACGCACUCGAAGCUAAAUGCUGAACGUUUUGAUUAAAGCACAUGUAUUAACUUACAAUAUUCAUAGAUGGCUAUAUACAAUAGGAGAUGAAGUAUACGCUGAA
This is a messenger RNA of Serpula lacrymans var. lacrymans S7.9, 3728 nucleotides long. RefSeq lists its product as uncharacterized. The transcript has 11 exons. The record is from RefSeq and is a predicted model, not a curated record. Gene Ontology annotation, cellular component: small-subunit processome; CURI complex; UTP-C complex. Lineage: Eukaryota; Fungi; Basidiomycota; Agaricomycetes; Boletales; Serpulaceae. The coding region runs from base 1 to 3564 and encodes 1187 amino acids. Gene Ontology annotation, biological process: rRNA processing; tRNA export from nucleus.